Messenger RNA from Phoenix dactylifera (date palm), 817 nucleotides. RefSeq names its product V-type proton ATPase 16 kDa proteolipid subunit. Lineage: Eukaryota; Viridiplantae; Streptophyta; Magnoliopsida; Arecales; Arecaceae. Gene Ontology annotation, molecular function: proton-transporting ATPase activity, rotational mechanism. Gene Ontology annotation, cellular component: proton-transporting V-type ATPase, V0 domain. Gene Ontology annotation, biological process: proton transmembrane transport. The record is from RefSeq and is a predicted model, not a curated record.
CCCCUCUCUUCUCAUAGCCCCAAUUCUUUCCUUCUUCUCACCCCCUCCCCUCCCCCGGAAAUUCUAUAAAUAGGUUAGGGUUUCCAGAGAUCUCUAAGGUUUCUUGGAUCUCCGCGACGAUGUCGAGCUUCAGCGGCGACGAGACCGCCCCCUUCUUCGGAUUCCUCGGCGCGGCGGCAGCCCUCGUCUUCUCAUGUAUGGGGGCGGCGUACGGGACGGCGAAGAGCGGGGUGGGGGUGGCGUCGAUGGGAGUGAUGCGGCCGGAGCUGGUGAUGAAGUCGAUCGUGCCCGUGGUCAUGGCCGGAGUGCUCGGGAUCUACGGGUUGAUCAUCGCGGUGAUCAUUAGCACAGGGAUAAACCCUAAGGCCAAGUCGUAUUACCUCUUCGAUGGCUACGCUCAUCUUUCCUCCGGGUUGGCUUGUGGGCUUGCGGGGCUAUCCGCGGGCAUGGCUAUUGGGAUCGUUGGCGAUGCUGGAGUCCGGGCCAAUGCACAGCAGCCAAAACUUUUUGUGGGCAUGAUUCUCAUUCUCAUUUUCGCUGAAGCACUGGCCCUCUACGGUCUCAUUGUUGGCAUCAUCCUUUCCUCUCGUGCUGGCCAAUCUCGGGCGGACUGAGACACGAGCAGCUGGCUAUAAAUGAUUCUAUGGGCCUUUGUAAUAAUUAUAUUGAACAUGCACUUUGAGAAUUUUGUUAAUUUUGUGAUUCCAUUGGGAUUGGUAUUUCCAGAUGUCGCAAAAGAUCUUUCCACUUUGUGAUCUGACAUCUAUAAAUUUAUCGAUAGUUAUGCAAGCAAACGCCUGCUUGAGUCUCAGUUGUU